Molecule: messenger RNA, 3165 nt
Organism: Naegleria fowleri
Lineage: Eukaryota; Heterolobosea; Eutetramitea; Acrasida; Naegleriidae
Exons: 4
Coding region: 1-3165 (1054 amino acids)
Biological process (GO): microtubule-based movement; mitotic spindle organization
Molecular function (GO): microtubule binding; microtubule motor activity; ATP binding
Source: RefSeq, a predicted model, not a curated record
AUGAGCAAAGACAACAAUGGUCAGAACAAUCCCGAUACUAUUCAAGUGUAUUGUCGUAUUCGACCGGUGGACGAAAGUAAAGCAAAUUAUUUAAUAGAUAAAUCAUUUGAACAAAGUGUAUUGCAUUUCCGAAAACCAAGAUCGAUCGAAGCAGGUCCUGUCAAUAAUUCGAUUGAAAGUUACAAUUUUCCUUUUACUGGCGUGUUCGAUCAAAAUGUCGAUCAAGAUGAAGUAUUUGAACGAUGUGCCAAAAAAUGUGUCAUGAGUGCUAUUGAAGGAUACAAUUCAACGAUAUUCGCUUAUGGUCAAUCCGGUUCGGGAAAAACAUAUACCAUGACAGGAGGAGAUGGAACUUAUGAAAAAAGAGGAAUUAUUCCAAGAGCUAUUUCUCUAUUAUAUGAAGAGGCAGAAAAAUCACGAGAUCGUGAAUUUUCAUUUUCUGUUGCAUAUAUGGAAAUUUAUAAAGGUCAUGGUUAUGAUUUGUUGAGUGACAAGAGAGAUGUCAUGCAUAUCAAAGACUUACCUAAAGUAAUUCCUAGAAUAGACGCUACUGGAAAUGUAGUGUUUCAAAAUAUUAUUUCAUUUCCAGUUAAAACUGAAGAAGAUGCUUUGGAUAAAUUAUUUAUUGGAGAUAAAAAUAGAGUAUUAAGUGAAACCAUGCUCAAUGAUGCCUCCACACGAUCUCACUGUAUAUUUACCAUCACCAUUGAAUCUAAAGAACCAGGAUCAUCCAUUGUCAAAUCCUCAAAACUUCAUUUGGUGGAUUUGGCCGGAAGUGAAAGAGUUCAUAAAACCAAUUCGAGUGGUGAAACUUUAGAAGAAGCUAAAAGUAUAAAUUUAAGCUUGUAUCAUUUGGAACGAUUUAUUUUAAGUAUUAGUGAAAAUCAAGAACACAUUCCAUAUAGAGAAAGUUUAAUUACAAUUGUCUUGAAGGAUAGUAUUGGUGGAAAUUGUAAAACCAUCAUGAUUGCAACUGUAAAUCCAUCCGAUCGACAUUUAGGUGAAUCAAUUUCAACUUGUAAAUUUGCCAUGAGAGUUGCAAGUAUUCGACAAAAUGCAACCAUUAAUGAGAAAUUAGAUCCCUAUGUACAAAUUAAGAAAUUGAAAAAGAGAAUUGAAGAAUUGGAAGAAGAAGUUCAAUUUUUAAAAGGAUCCUCUGUUGAUGCACAAAAGAGAGAUUCUCUCGACGGGAAUGAAAAGGCAAUUGUUAAAGAACGAGUAGAAGAUUAUAUUAAUGAUCCAGAUAGAGAUUGUUCAUUGAACUUGGGAGGAGAUCAUUUGAGAGUAAGAGAAGCUUUUUCUUUAUUGAAAGCAAUGAUUUUAGAUUUAAAGAAAAGUAUGAAUCAAAGUAGUAGUAGUAGUAGUAGUAGUAUGAAUAGUAGUACUACUCCAAACAUGUUGAAAUUUCAACAAUUACCAUCCAUGCAUCCAAAAAUGUUACAACAACAACAACAACAACAACAACAACAACAACCACUACCAUCUCUACCCUCCAAAUGGUCGAAUAGCAAUAACAACACCACCACCGCAUUCAUGGAUCAAAAACCAUCACCACUCAUUCCAGAUGAUCUUGCAGAAAAACUUAAAAAUCUCACUGUGGCCAUUGAAUUGAGAGAUAUUGAAAUUGAUAUUCUCGUAUCCAUGUUAAAUAAGAAACAGAGAAAUUUGUCUGAAGUUUCCAUUCAAACUGAUUCGAAUGAUUCCUUUGCACAAUCUCCCUCUUCUUCACUUCUCUCUUCUCCUAAAUCUCAUUCAAGAAACAAUAGGACUCAUUCGAAUACCUUCAACUCUUCACCUCUUCUUCACUCCUCCUCCUCCAUGAAUAUAUUCACUUCACCUCAUUCAUCUUCUUCCUUGAACUCGAUUCAACAUUUAGAGAAUAUUCACAAACAUUCCAAUCAUUCUACAUCCUCCAACUGUUCCAAUGUUGAAAGAAAACCACUUGCAGAAAUUGUGACCAAAGAAGUCAUUCGAGAACGAUUAAAAGAAAAAGAAAAAUCCAUUCUCUCACAAACAGGAGACACUGCACCCAAAAUAAGUAAUGAGAAAAUUGCCAUUCUUGCUGAUGCUACUGGAAUGAGAAAACGAGCAGAAGCCUUUGAAGUAUUUCGACAAAAAUAUCGAAAUUACAAUGUCAUUGAAAAGAAUAAGAACAUUUUGGGAGAAAAAAUUGCUCUUGCCAAAGACAUUGCAAAAGAAAUUAAUGAAAAGAAGAAUGCCAUCGAUUCUCUCAAGAAUAGACUUAUUCAAUUAAGAACAGAGAGAGCAGCACAAAAUCUAGUCAAGAGUCAUCAUUCAGAAUCAGAGGAGGACUCUGAAAAUGAUGAAAAUGAAUUCCCUGAAGAAGUGGAAUUGAAAAAAUUAAUUUUAGCAGAAAGAGAUCGACAUCAAUCAAGAUUCAAUGAAUUGAAAGAACUUAAAAAAGAAAUUGAACAUUUGAAACGAGUGUUAGAAAUGAGUCGAGUGAGAUUGCAACAAGAUUUUGAAAAUUGGUAUCAAACUACUCAUCUCAGUGAUCAUGAUGGAACAAACAAUGAUUCCUCAGAAGAUGUUGAAAGUCAAAGUGUGAUCAAGACAAUGAUGACUAGUUCUUCUUCUUCUUUGAAUGCUCUCCAAAACAAUACGAGUGGUGGUAGUAGUAGUAGCAGUAGUGUUGGUAGUGGUAGUAGUGUUGGUAGUAGUGUUGGUAGUAGUGUUGGUAUGAGUAGUAUUAGUAGCAAUGCUUCACGUGAAUUACCAUCCUUCCCAGUUUCACCCAUUCAUGGUGCUUUGACAACAGGAAACAUGAAAAAUUCCAAUCGAUUCUCCAUGAUUCAAGAAGAUCCACCAAGAAAACCCAAACAAGCUUGGACAGAGAAGAAUUCUCAAUCCUCCUCAUCUUCAUCCUCUUCGUUGAUACAAUCAAAAAAGAGUCCAACAAAUGCAUUCAUGAUGAAUGAAGACUUACUGUUCAUGAAUAACAACAACAACACCAACAACAACAACAACAACACUCAGCGCACACCACAUGCACCAUCAACAACAACAACUCUAAGUGAAGAGAAUCCAUUCUUUAAGAAAUUGAGAGAACAUGUAGCUGAGCAGAGUAGCACGAGUUCAACUUCUUCCACCACUCAAAACCCAUCCAAGAGAAUGUCACUCUUGCAAAAAGCUUACAAGAUUUAA